Messenger RNA from Closterium sp. Yama58-4, 522 nucleotides. The record is from the annotation of a GenBank genome assembly. Lineage: Eukaryota; Viridiplantae; Streptophyta; Zygnematophyceae; Desmidiales; Closteriaceae.
AUGAAGAGUGGAGCGGUGGGUGGGUGGAAGCGGGAGGAUGAUCAGAUGUGUUGCGGUUGCGGGGGUGGCGGGCGGGCGGAUUUGCAGCCAGCGGCGCAGAUGUUGCGCAGGCGUGUCGGCAUACUUCCCUGUCAAUCUGCUCCAUUCCCUUGCUUACACCGCCGCGCGUUACUUCUGUUCGUAGGUCCGUCCGUGUCAGAUCCUCGCCUAGUUCGCGACGCGAAGCCGUUCAGAGCCGCCGCAGCCAUGGUGGGGAGGGUUCCCGUGCGUCUCAAGGAGGUGACGUACGCGCUGUCGCCGUUCGAGCAGAAGAUCAUGCCGGGGCUGUGGAAGGACAUGGGCAAGGAGUGGGUCAAGAAGAUCAAGAACAACUGGCUUGAUGCAGCUACCUGCGUCGGACCCCUCGCAGGCACCUACUGGUACGUGCAGUGCAAGAAACGGCAUAUUAGUGACACUGCGAGCAAAGCCUUCGGAGCAGGAUUCUUCCAAUCCAUGUCCUUCAGUUACAAACAAAUGAGAUAA